Messenger RNA from Cucurbita moschata (crookneck pumpkin), 661 nucleotides. Its product is annotated as thioredoxin-like protein Clot. The record is from RefSeq and is a predicted model, not a curated record. Bases 89 to 487 code for a protein of 132 amino acids. The transcript has 2 exons. Gene Ontology annotation, cellular component: cytosol. Gene Ontology annotation, molecular function: protein-disulfide reductase [NAD(P)H] activity. NCBI's taxonomy places the organism in Eukaryota, Viridiplantae, Streptophyta, Magnoliopsida, Cucurbitales, Cucurbitaceae.
ACAGCUGACAAGUUAUCUCAUAGGGCAUUUCGCCCAAAUUCACACACUGCAAUUUCACUUUCGUUCUUUCAACGGUGAUUCUUCAAAAAUGCCGCUGAAGCUACAGGACGCCUCCGUCUCCGACUUCAAUGCUGUAUUCGACAAAUUCCGAUCGGAACUGCCAAACAAUAAAGCUAAUUUCAUCCUCUUCUUGGCCGACAAAGACCCUUCCACCUCUCUCAGCUGGUGUCCUGACUGUGUGAGAGCUGAACCAGUAAUCUACAAAAAACUGGAAGCAGCAUCGGAUGAUAUCGCACUUCUGAGAGCCUAUGUUGGAGAUAGACCAACAUGGAGGAAUCCUAGGCAUCCAUGGAGAGUGGAUUCUAGGUUCAAGCUUACUGGAGUUCCAACGCUGGUCCGAUGGGAGGCGAAUGAUAAAAUCAGUGGUCGCCUUGAAGACCAUGAAGCUCAUGUGGAGAAGAAAAUUGAUGCCCUUAUUGCCAAUUAACCAUUGUUAGUGUCUGCUCCAUAACACAGUGAAGCACCUUUUCCAACUUAAUAUGCACUACAUUCCUGAGGAACUUAUAUGUGAUACCUCAGUUAUAGAACUAUCCCAUAAAUAAAGCUUCAUGAGAGUUCAAUCAGUAUAUCAGUUUACUAUUCCGCUGAAAAUGGAAGAACA